This is a messenger RNA of Diprion similis, 3384 nucleotides long. RefSeq names its product heat shock 70 kDa protein cognate 5 (gene Hsc70-5). Gene Ontology annotation, cellular component: mitochondrion; cytoplasm. Gene Ontology annotation, biological process: cellular response to unfolded protein; protein refolding. The record is from RefSeq and is a predicted model, not a curated record. Gene Ontology annotation, molecular function: ATP binding; heat shock protein binding; ATP hydrolysis activity. The coding region runs from base 180 to 2249 and encodes 689 amino acids. Lineage: Eukaryota; Metazoa; Arthropoda; Insecta; Hymenoptera; Diprionidae. The transcript is spliced from 11 exons.
AUUGGAUGUCGAGGAGCGACAACGCCAUAUUGUCUAACGGAAUAGAGCGAAGUGCGUAUCGCGAUUGCGCGUAGAGACAGAGAAUCUAGCCCUACGGGAGUUGCAUCACUACACGUGAAGUCGAGAGUUUCGUCUUCGAUCCUAAUUUCUCUAAAAUCCGUCGAAAUAAUUGUUGAAAAAUGUUGACCGCAGCUAGAUUGUUGAGCCGAGGGUGCACCGGAGUCGUUGGAGAUAUUUCGAGGAAGCAAAACUUCAGUACAAUCUUAAAAAAUGCUGCCGCUCCGACUCUCUCCGUCUCGCAGAGACAAACCGAUCUUCACCAGUACAGAUACAAAUCGGAAGGUGUCAAAGGUGCAGUAAUUGGUAUAGAUCUUGGAACAACGUUUUCCUGCGUAGCAGUAAUGGAAGGUAAACAAGCAAAAGUAAUCGAGAAUGCUGAAGGUUCCCGCACAACUCCGUCCUAUGUGGCAUUCACCAAAGACGCAGAACGCCUCGUCGGUAUGCCAGCCAAACGUCAGGCCGUUACUAAUUCUGCAAAUACUUUCUACGCCACAAAACGUUUGAUCGGUCGCAAAUUCGACGAUGCAGAGGUGAAGAAAGAAAUGAAAACAGUAUCAUACAAGAUUGUCCGAGCCUCGAACGGAGAUGCCUGGGUUCAGGGAGCUGACGGAAAAAUGUAUUCGCCAAGUCAGAUAGGAGCAUUUGUUUUAAUGAAGAUGAAGGAGACAGCAGAAGCUUACCUCAGCACGCCAGUCAAGAAUGCUGUAGUCACGGUUCCAGCUUACUUCAAUGAUUCUCAGAGGCAAGCGACUAAGGAUGCUGGGCAAAUUGCUGGUCUCAACGUUCUCAGAGUUAUCAACGAACCAACAGCUGCUGCUUUAGCUUAUGGCAUGGAUAAGACUGACGAUAAAAUUAUCGCCGUGUACGAUUUGGGUGGUGGUACUUUCGAUGUUUCCAUUCUGGAGAUCCAGAAGGGAGUUUUCGAAGUCAAGUCUACCAACGGAGACACUUUCCUAGGUGGUGAAGAUUUCGAUAACGCCUUGGUCAACUACCUAGUAUCAGAGUUCAAGAAAGACCAAGGAAUAGAUGUAACUAAGGACGCAAUGGCUAUGCAACGGCUCAAGGAAGCAGCUGAGAAGGCCAAAAUUGAAUUAUCUAGUUCAAGCCAAACGGAUGUGAAUCUGCCCUAUCUUACCAUGGACAGCAGUGGACCAAAACAUUUGAAUUUGAAACUUUCACGAAGCAAGUUUGAAAAUCUAGUUGGCGAUCUGAUCAAACGUACACUCCAGCCUUGCCAGAAGGCCUUAUCUGAUGCCGAAGUGUCAAAGUCUGACAUCGGAGAGGUUCUACUUGUCGGAGGCAUGACCAGAAUGCCAAAAGUUCAACAGACUGUACAAGAAAUAUUCGGCCGCCAACCCUCCAAGGCUGUGAAUCCUGAUGAAGCUGUCGCUGUUGGUGCUGCUGUGCAGGGUGGUGUACUUGCUGGCGAUGUCACCGAUGUUCUUCUCCUGGAUGUAACUCCGCUCUCUCUUGGUAUUGAAACUCUCGGAGGAGUGUUCACCAGAUUGAUCACUCGCAAUACAACGAUACCGACUAAGAAGAGUCAGGUGUUCUCCACAGCAGCAGAUGGCCAAACACAAGUAGAAAUCAAGGUUCACCAGGGUGAGAGAGAAAUGGCUAAUGACAACAAACUACUCGGUCAGUUCACACUAGUCGGAAUCCCGCCAGCGCCCAGAGGAGUUCCCCAGAUCGAAGUCACAUUCGAUAUUGAUGCCAACGGCAUUGUUCACGUUUCUGCAAGGGACAAGGGUACUGGCAAAGAACAGCAGAUCGUCAUCCAGUCCAGCGGUGGUUUGAGCAAGGAUGAAAUUGAAAACAUGGUUAAGAAAGCCGAACAAUAUGCUAAGGAAGACAGGAUAAAGAAAGAUCGCGUGGAGGCUGUCAACCAAGCAGAGGGUAUCGUGCAUGACACAGAGGCAAAGAUGGAGGAGUUCAAAUCCCAAUUGCCAGCUGAAGAGUGUGAGAAAUUGAUGGAGCUGGUCAACAAAGUUAAAGAAACAUUAGCGAAUAAGGACAACACGGAUCCUGAAGAAAUCAAGAAACAAACGAACGAACUUCAACAAGCUAGCUUGAAGCUCUUCGAAAUGGCUUACAAAAAGAUGGCCGCCGAGCGUGAAUCCAGCAGCGGUAGCAACGAGCAGAGUAGCCAGGAAGGCGAGGAGGAGAAAAAGAAGGAAGAGAAGAAUUAAAGAUUAUAAUUUAAGCACACAAAGGAACCUGAAACAGCCUCUGGGCUGCCAUUCUCGGCUACAGCAGUUUAUCAGAUGCAUGAAACUCAGGAAACAAAAUUGACGUAGUUUCAAUGGAGCGCUACGUUGUCUCAGACGUCAUUAUUUGUAUUUGUAGAUUAUUUAGAGGUAGGUAGUUAUUGAUUGUUAUUAUUAUUAUUAUCAUUAUUGCUACUAAUUUUUUUUUCUGACGUUCCAUGGUCGAUAAGUGUAGUCGCGCAGGUAGAGGUAGCGAGUCGUGGUUCAUAAUCAUAAGACAAAGCGAAAAAACAAGCUCCAGCAGCUACAAGUUUUUUUUAAAGUUGCAUUUGCCAAAUAAAUAACAUGCAAACAGAAGACCUUUGCUAUGAAGGACCAGGUAAAACGUGAUUUAAUCAUUAUCGAUACAAGUAAAGCGACCAUGUCUUAAUUCGUACUAUUUUCGUGUAACACGGUCGCGAAAACUUCUUGAUAAACAAAACCGAUUUCAAUUUGAAAUAAUACCGAUUUAAACAAACCUUUCUCGUAAACGUCGGAAAAAAUUAUCCGAAUAUUGAGAAUUGAAUUAAAUAUUUGAUGUACCAUAGCAUCGGUCGUCUGUUGGACGAUAUUUGUUAUCACUCCAUUGUAUUUUAUAUACCCAUGUAGAGAAUUUUAGGGAUAUUUCAUACAUAUGAUUGUAAUAAAAAUGAACACAAAAGAAAAAUCAUCAAGUAUACACACGGUCGGCGCUUGAUAAAUGAAAAUUAUGUAAAUUGUGUACAUAAUAAUAUAUUGUUGCCGCAUGUUCCGAGGGGUUGAAUGUUGAUGUAUACAGUGGCUGGCGCCAUUGUAGCCUGCACGUCACUCCUUAAACUGUCUGUCUUAAGUCGUUUUGCGAUACCCGCGGACAUUAUGUCUUGACGGAUUGACUUCGACUCGACAAUGCGGUGGUAUUGCGGGUAGCAGAGUACUUGUUGAUUGAUAUUUCAUACAUUCGAGACAAAAAGAGAGAGAGAGAAAUGCGGCAUCGAAGCGAUAUAAUACAAAUAAAUAUGAAAUCGCGAGAGAAGAAAGAGAGGAAUAUUAGUCAUAGUUUUUAACUAAUAAAAGAUUGAAAUAAGCAGCAGCAUAAACG